Messenger RNA from Pelecanus crispus (Dalmatian pelican), 1015 nucleotides. NCBI's taxonomy places the organism in Eukaryota, Metazoa, Chordata, Aves, Pelecaniformes, Pelecanidae. The record is from RefSeq and is a predicted model, not a curated record.
CUGAGGCAGAAGUGGCAUCUUUGAAUCGCCGUAUCCAGCUGGUAGAGGAGGAGUUAGACCGAGCCCAGGAGCGCCUUGCCACAGCUCUGCAGAAGCUGGAAGAGGCAGAGAAGGCUGCAGAUGAAAGUGAAAGAGGCAUGAAAGUCAUUGAAAACAGAGCUCUGAAGGAUGAGGAGAAGAUGGAACUGCAGGAGAUCCAGCUCAAGGAAGCCAAGCACAUUGCAGAGGAGGCGGACAGGAAGUAUGAGGAGGUUGCUCGGAAACUGGUGAUCAUAGAAGGAGAUCUGGAGCGUACUGAAGAGAGAGCUGAGCUUGCAGAGUCUAAAUGUUCCGAGCUGGAAGAAGAGCUGAAGAAUGUCACCAACAAUCUCAAGUCUCUUGAGGCUCAGGCUGAGAAGUACUCUCAAAAAGAGGAUAAAUAUGAAGAAGAGAUCAAGAUCCUGACUGAUAAACUCAAAGAGGCGGAGACCCGUGCUGAAUUCGCUGAACGGUCUGUAGCCAAGCUGGAGAAGACCAUUGAUGAUUUGGAAGAUGAGCUCUAUGCCCAGAAACUGAAGUACAAAGCAAUUAGUGAGGAACUGGACCACGCCCUGAAUGACAUGACUUCCAUAUAAACUGAAAUCCACCAAAGAGGAGCAUCUCUGCACGCAAAGAAUGCUGGACCAGACCCUGCUAGACCUGAACGAGAUGUAAUGGAUCCCUGCCACUGCCUCCGCCACACAAUGCCUGGGGGGGCCAGCCCAGCUGCUGCUGACCUCUAACCCUUGGGGACCAGAGUUUACUUUCUGUUGCCAACUUGACCAAACACAAAUCUCCUUUGCCUUGGGGUUAAAGGCCAUCAGGUUGGGCAGAGCUUCAAACAGCAUUAUUAAGGGAAAUAAACAAUGCAAUAAUGUUUCGGGAGCAUGUUUGAGAUGUAUACAUUUUGUAACUACCAUUUUUUUGUAGCAACCAUUGUAAACAUUCCAAAUAACUCCGAGGCUGGUGAGAUACACUUCAAAGCUCUUGGCUUUAA